Messenger RNA from Verticillium dahliae VdLs.17, 870 nucleotides. RefSeq names its product retinol dehydrogenase. The coding region runs from base 1 to 870 and encodes 289 amino acids. NCBI's taxonomy places the organism in Eukaryota, Fungi, Ascomycota, Sordariomycetes, Glomerellales, Plectosphaerellaceae. The transcript has 2 exons. The record is from RefSeq and is a predicted model, not a curated record.
AUGGGAAACUUUCUCAGUGGGGGAGCUAGUGUCUCUUUCAACCCUGAUGAUAACAUUCCUUCCUUAAAAGGCAAGGUGAUUUUCGUUACAGGUGGCACCAGCGGCCUGGGGAAGGAAUCAAUACUGCAAUUGGCGAAGCACAACCCAUCAGCGAUCUGCCUCGGCGCCCGAAACCUCAAUAAGGCACGCGAAACCAUCAAGGAAAUUCAGAAACAAGUCCCCAAUGCGCCUAUACAGCCAGUCGAAAUCGACCUUGCAUCAUUCUCAUCAAUUGCAGCUGGAGCAGAAGCUUUCAAGAAGGACCACUCGCGUCUCGACAUCUUAAUGCUCAACGGCGGCGUUAUGAUGCCCCCAGCCGCCACCACAAAGGAUGGUUAUGAGAUCCAGUUCGGAACCAAUCAUAUGGGUCACGCCCUGCUCACGAAGCUCUUGCUGCCCACCCUUCUUAGCACAGCUGAGAAACCCGACUCCGAUGUCCGGGUCGUCGUUCUUUCGUCGGGUGCACAUAAUGUAGCACCUAGUGAAGGUAUCGUUUGGGACACUCUCAAAACCAAAGGCGAGGGCAUGAGUGCUGGCGCAAAGUACGGACAGAGCAAGCUGGCCAACAUUUUAUUCGCAAAGGAACUCGCCAAACGUUACCCACAGCUUACGGUGUCCUCCAUCCAUCCGGGCAUUGUCAACACCAACUUGACUUCACCGGCCUCGAACAACAGCUUGUUUUGGAAGAUAACGAUGAAGGUGGUCUACUCGUUGAUUGGGCUGGAUGUUGCAAAGGUUGGGAUCGCGGGUAAGGGCAGCAAGCUCACUGAGAAUGUGACUUUGGCAGAAGGCCUUUGGAAAUGGACCGAGGAGGAGAUUAAGAACUAUUGA